Molecule: messenger RNA, 838 nt
Organism: Gloeophyllum trabeum ATCC 11539
Lineage: Eukaryota; Fungi; Basidiomycota; Agaricomycetes; Gloeophyllales; Gloeophyllaceae
Exons: 3
Coding region: 132-794 (220 amino acids)
Source: RefSeq, a predicted model, not a curated record
CGAUUCCGAUCAGGUAGGAUACGAGUCUGACGGACGAAUACAUCGGGCGCUUGCGAGAGCUCGUCUGGGAUUAAAGCCGCCUUAACUACCAGACUGACAUACACAGAUCACUGCACUCUACCAGUGCCGCCAUGUCCACGUCCACCACCGACGCUCUCCCGCCCACCAAAUCGCCCCUGCUCACCCUCCCCGCCGAGCUCAUCGAAGCCAUCCUCAUCGCCCUCGCGCCCUCCUGCGUCUCCCCCCCAUCCCCGCUAGACGACCCCGCCCUCCGCCCCGAACACACCCUCCUCCUCGCGCACACGCUCGCCGCGCUCUCAGUUACCUGCCGCCAGCUCAACAGGGUCCUCGCGAGCCCGCCCGACGGGCAUCUCUGGCGGGAGAUAUACCUCGGCGUGUGGGACGACCCGCGCCGCGCGAUCAAUGCGGGGGUCGCGCCCGGGUAUGGGCACGGGCACGGGUCGGCGCACGGGGAACCGAGCGGGAGCAAAGCGAAGGACGUCGACUGGGAGGGCGAGUUCAAGGCGCGCGUGCGCGCCGCGGCGUACUUUCUCUCUGCCCCCUCGUCGCCCUCCCCGUCCUCCUCGCACACGACGCGGGAACAGGAAGCAGCCUUCCGCGCGCUCCUGGCGACGCUGCACACCGCGCACCCGAUCCCGCCCGCGCUCGCCGCGCCGCUCGCGAGCUGGGCCAACUUUCCCGUGCCGGGGCAGCCGCUGCCCGCCGUCUUCCCGCGGUCUGCGUCUGGGUCGGGGUCAGGAGGGGAGGGCAUCAGGAAAACCCUCCCAUGCUAAUUAGACAUAAUUUAGACAAAAUUAUGUAUGAUCGCAAAAAAUCC